GCGAGAGAGAGCGAGCGAGAGCGAGAGAGAGAGAGAGACUCGCUAAGCAACGACCUGCCAACGGGCAUCAGAGCCAGUCCGAGCAACAAAAAAGCAGGAACCACAUUAAUCUCGAGUGCCUUUGCUAUGUUCCCGACGACAUCUCUGCUCCGUCUGCUGUGAUCUCUCCCAAGUUCCAUCUCUCCGGACGUCGCCUCCAGCAGAAGAUCCAGACGUUGAUGCAUCUUGCUGCCCGUCGCUGUUAGCUUUGACCCGCUAGAAGGAAAUCCUGCAAGAGGGAUUAGCGGUCCGUCAAUGAGGAACUACCGGCUCAUCUUCUGCCACAACCUGAAGCAGCCAUAGAUGGUUUGGUGGUUCACUGGCUAAGGCAAGAGAAGACCGGACACACUUUCACUGCUUCACGACGUGAGGUCUUGGCGGGGCUGUCGUGAGGAGGAGGAGGCGGCCAUGAGGAAGAGCGUGUCUCCGUUGCCAGGCAAUGAGGGCGGGAGCUCAGCCAGCACCACGCGUGUUUUUGGCGUUCCUUUGGAGGAGGUGACACGCACGCACGCCAUCAGUGGCCACGAGGUUCCUGCACUCGUGAAGCACAUUGUCGACUACAUCGAGGAGCAUGGUCUUCUGGACCUGGAGGGGCUCUUCCUUGUUAACGGCAACGCGGAGCGCGUGGAUUGGCUGCGCCAGCGCUAUGACAGUGGGGAGGAGGUGGAGCUAGAGAAGGAGGCGGACCUGGCGUCAGCGGUCAGUCUGCUGCGACUCUUCCUGCAGGAGCUUCCUGAGCCGGUGAUCCCGACGGCCAUACAGGGUCACAUUCUACAGCUUCACCAAGAUUACAGCAAUGAAGAAGAUCUGUGUAGAAACCUGAAGUACCUGCUGCAGCAGCUUCCCCAGCUCAACUACGGCCUGCUGCGCUUCCUGUGCCGCUUCCUGGCCAGCGUGGCCUCCCUCCAGCAGGAGAGCUGGAACAUCGGCACGCUGGCCGCUGUCUUCGGGCCCGACAUCUUCCAUCUGUCAACUGAAGGAGAGGACCUUCGGGACCAGGAGUCUGUCAGCAGAGUGCUGGCGGAGCUGUUGGACAACCAGGAGGGCCUGUUUGACUCCGAGGAAGAUGACGUCUCCACCACCAACGACUACAGCUCCAUCAACGAACAGAUCACAGAGCUGUUGGACGACGAGAAGUGCGAGACCGAAUGUGAAGAGCUGCCUCAGGACGGAGAGGAGGGUCCCGUCUCCUCCUCCGACUCACCACGACACACACUCGCCCAUGACGACCCCGCCGCCAGUUCCCACCUCUCCUCCAUAUCCAUCCUGCCUGCUGACUCUGCAGAGAUAAUCCAGCGAACCAUCAGGGCCGCGGUGGAGCAGCACUUCUUGGAGCUGAAAACCUCCAUCGACACCAACUACGACAGCCGGGGGGUGAGUCCCAGUGAGCCUGCAGAACAAGGUCGCCAUGGAGACGAGGCGCAACAAACUGACCCCGAGGACAGCCCCUGCCACACAGAAGGGGAGACCCCGCUCACACCGAGCGAGCAGCUCGUACAACAAAGCCAGACGGACACACGGGAUCCCUUUGCCCCCGGCGACGCCCUGGAGGAGAGCUCUGGAAUGGACCUGGACGCCGAGGCCGCCCCAGAUGCUGAGAACAACAUCAACACCGCCAGGCAGGACAAUCGACCCUGUGACAACAUGGAGCAGACUCAGGCUGACACCAUCAGCUGUGAUCCGAAUUCAUGCCGCUGUGAUCAGAACGCCAACAACAGCAAGACCAACAGGAACCACCUGUCGCCAUGCCAACCAAAAUCCGGCCACAACCCUCAUCUGCAACUCUUCCCUGACAGCCAAUGGGAAGCAUCACCCCCCUCCCAUGUCCCUCCCAUAGACUUCUCAUGUAUGCAUCUGCAAAAAGAAGGCCAAGACCCCGUCCCCGCUUUCAAGUCCUGGCAGGACGAGAGCGAGAGCGGAGAGGCUCAGCUCUCCCCGCUGGCCGGCCGCAUGGUCACCCUCCCUCCCCUGCUGCUGCUGGAGGAGGAGGACGUGGGGGAGGGAGGGCAGGAAGCCUCCUCCUCUUCCUCCCGCUCCCACGCUCACCUGCCGGCGCGGCGCUUUCUCGACUUCGGAGCGCACGGCGCCCAGCGAUUCCUGCAGCAAGACCCGGACGCCACCUCUCCCACCAAAGCACAGAGGCCGCGGCGAGCGUCCUUCGGCUCCAAAGAGGCAAUGAGAGGAGGAGAUUCAGUGACCCACCAACUCACCAAGAAACUUCAGCACCUGAAGAAGAAAAUUAAGCAGUUUGAAGAGCAAUUUGAGAAUGAAAGGAACUAUAAGCCUUCUCAUGGAGACAAGGCCGCUAACCCCAAAGUCCUCAAAUGGAUGACCGACCUCACAAAGAUCCGCAGGCAGAUUAAAGGACCCCAGCACCACCUUUUACCCAGAAGCACGCUGAGGCACCAGGCUUUGCUCCAUUCAUACAGACGCCACCAUGCUCCCUCCUUCCCUCCCCCCUCCUCUAUCUGCUCACCUCCCCAUCACACACUCACCCCCCCGCUGCACCCCUACUCAGGCCUGAGCUUUAGACCGGGUCACCUCAAUGCUAAACACCGUGCAGAGAGCGAGCUCGGGCCUCAGACUCGUCCUCGGAGCAACACCUUACCCAAGAGCUUCGGCUCCACGCUGGACCAAGGCGCUCCCGACGCAGCGGAUGCGAAGGGUCCGGGUCCCACCAGGGAGGAGACGCUGGAGCUGAUCCAGCACCGGGUCAAAGGGAAGCGGCAGGAGGACGGCUGGCCCGAUGACAUCAAGAAGAUGACCAAGGAGCAGUUGUCCAGUGAGAAGACGGUCCUUCAGAAGAACCUGCUGCACUACGAGGGCCUGCAUGGUCGACCGGGGACCAGAGAGGAGCGGCUGGUGGUGAAGCCUCUCUACGAUCGCUACCGACUAGUCAAACAGAUGCUCACCAGAGUCAGCAUCACACCGGUCACCGUGUCGCCCUCCAGUAAGAGGAGGAGUCAGACCCUGCAGCCAAUCAUCGAGGGCGAAACCGCUCACUUCUGGGAGGAGAUCAAAGAGGAAGAGGAGGAGGAGGAGGAGGGCGAGGAGGAGCGGAAAGAAGGAGAAGGAAAAGAAGAAAACAAGAGGGUGGAGGAGCGGGAGGAGGAGGAAGAAGAGGAGGACGAGGAGGAGGAAGGAGAGAGCAGCAGCGGCGGGGAGAUGCAGAGCUCCGAGGUCAUCAUGGCCGUCGACCUGGUGACCUCGUCCGAGGGCUCGGGGAGGAGCCAGAAGCAGCCGGACAGGCAGAGCGACUGUCCAAUGAGAGCCACGGUGGAGGAGGGGUCGGGCAAGCUGGCGCUCGACCUGCGGCUGUCCAGCUCCAACGCCUCGUCCAUGCCAGAGCUGCUGGAACAGCUGUGGAAGGCCAGAGCAGAGAAGAAGAAGCUGAGGAGGACCAUCCGAGAGUUUGAGGAGGAUUUCUAUCAGCAUAAUGGAAGGUAUGUGCAGAAGGAGGACCGGGUGCCGAUGCUGGAGGAGUACAGGGAGUACAAGAGGAUCAAGGCCAAACUCCGCCUGCUGGAGGUGCUCAUCAGCAAACAGGAUUCCUCCAAAUCCAUCUAGACCCGCCCCCCCCCCCCCGUAACCAGCUGUCACCGCACACGUCCAGGACGUCCACGACCGGGUGAAACAAACCCAUCACAUGACUUGCCAGGAAGCGGAGACCCACGCCUCAUGACCUCCACCUGGUCCGCUGCAUUUAUGUCCUGGAGAAAGGAGCCACAGCGCCGUGUGCACGGGAGCGUUUCCACGCACCUUCUGACGGGUUGAACCUCUGUUUUAAAGUUUUUAGAAGUACUUCGGUCAGGAGUUGGUGACACCGUGCAGACUGCUGUCAGGAUCAGGAUCAGGAUUAAGGAGGCUAGUUUAGUUCUGACCAGAGCAAACAUGCGUCCAGUUAAACACGACGACUGUUGUCUCCUGGCAGAAAAACCACCGUGUGUGCUUUCAAGAGCUUCAUCGGUCUAACGAAUCUUAACAAAGUAAAAAGUAAAGAGGAAUUUGCUAAAAGGACGUUUUUAGUUUGUGACACUUUGCUGGUGGGACGUUCGUCCUGAGACGCCCCGUUAGUGAACUUCGUGCAUUGAAGAAUUAGCAGAUCUUUGCACAUUUUAAGCAAUUUUAUCACCUGAUCGGUUCAUUGAUUUUAUAGAUUUAUGAUAAUUUAUGUGGAACUACAUUUAUUCAUUUCAGGACUCUCAUUCCAGUUUGUUGGAAGCUCUGACUUGAAUAACUUUUCCCCAUGACAUGAAUGCAGCUCCACCCUCAAAUCCCUCCGUCAGCCACAUCUGGUCCUCCGCUGCAGUUUGGAGACACAGGAAUCUUCUCUGUGUUUGUCUCCAUCACUAAAGACUUUGACUCGUCUCCUCGUGUCACAGAAACAACAUUCAGACUUUUUCCUUUCGGGACCUUUUUCAUGUUUCCUUUCCUUCCUGUGGGGACGGCUCGAGGACGCUCUUCACUUCAGACACUUUAUUUGGGACGUCUUAUUGCGCGAGGAGUCCCUCCUCCGCCUCGUGUCUCCGUGGAGCCAUGUGAUCGAUUCUGUUCUGUGAAACAUCGUGGACGCUUCGCUCCUCCGGACUCAUCUUAACCUUCGUUCAAAGAGAAGACGUGUAUACAUACGUGUUUGUGGGACACUGCCGUGACGUCAUUCAUCCCCGUGUGAGCGUGCAGCUGUUUGUUUGAGUCCUUUUUGUUUCUAAUGUUGUGCGAAUGCUUUUUCUUUUUGACAAUAUUUGUCGAAUAAGAUGAACACAGCGUUUGAACUUAGUUUCCCAUGAGCCUCUCAGGUCGUUUCCCGCUCAAACGUCUGAUGUCGGAUGGCACUUAAAGGCACCAUUUGACUGAAGAUGCUCAUAGGAAACAGUCGUACUCGGAAUAGGAGAUUUUAGGGUGUAGAAAUGAUCGAUGAAGAUCUGGACUUGUUUUUCCCCUUGAUUCUCGUGCCGUGUUGAGCUUGCUGGGGGGGGGUUGGGCAGGUCCUGAGGGAUUCUGGGUAAUAAAAGCUGUGGAGGGGAGCCAGUAUCUGGUGCGCUGAAGGCACGUUGGUGGAAGUGGCCGAUUCACCGCUGGCAGGUGAAAUGAGGGCGCGUGAGGAGUUGGACCUCUUGUUGUUUGUGUCGGGGGGGGGAUUUGAAACGGAGACCUUUGGAGGUGAGAAGCUUCAGCGGGUGGAGUUUCUACCCAGAACCCCUUUGGCUCGUGAGACGUUCAAAGCCAGUAAGACAAAGCAGCGCUGUUCUUGCCUCGGUCCAAGCGGGUGUGAAGAUUUGAAAUCAACGGUUGAGUCUUUGGAUCUUUUAGUGUCGGGGACGCUUGAGGAGGGUAAGUGGGGGGGUCGAUGUAAAAAGAUGUUAUUUGCACAGCGUUCACAGAAUGCAGCCCUUUGUGUUGUUUUCAUCUGUUAUUUCUAAAAAUCAAGCACUACUUCUAUACAAAUAUAAAUAUAUAGUGUACAUAAAAAAAACACCCGAAGGAAUGAAUGUCAGAAAUGUUUAAAUUAUUUCAAACAUUAUGUUUGAUCCCCUUUGGUUGAUAAUGUUUGUGAUGCCCCGAGAAUGUGUUUUUUUAAUGAUAAAUAUCACUAUAACUAUCAUAAGCAUUACUUUGUGUGAUCAUAACCCUUUUGUAUCUACUCAAAGAACGCAGCUGUAGUCGUAAGUCACUGGCUCACCCGACGUGAAGCCGCCUGCACGGCGCCUGCGUGGCCAAAAGAACCCAACAACACGAUGUAUUGCUCAUGAUUUGUGCCAUGAAGAAGCAGCAAUAAUAAAGUUUUGCGUGGAGGUUUUACAGUGUUGGUUUGUGGGUAAAGUGCAGGGUUUGACUGUGUGAAUAAUUGAGGUACAACACUAUUGUUGGUUUGUGAGCUUAACGCACGUGUCGUCUGCUAAAUGUUCAUGUUGGCGCUGCUGAAAAACCAAAAGAAUACGAUUUUUAGGUGAAUAGGGAUUGAAAAGCCAGCCAGAUGUGUCCAGAUGUGUCGUGUCUGAAAACGUUUUAGUAUUUAUCGUCAAACGGUCCAUCAUCCAUCGCUGAAAUGCGUUUCGUUGACGUUUUAGCUUUUUUUUUUUUGUCUAAAAAGGUGAGCGGCCGAUUUGUUUGCCGCCUCAGUUUCUUCAAAACAACUUUAUUUACAUUGUGCCUGCAACCGAGUGGUGAAUUCACGUCGUAAACCGUUGUGUGUCUUUGUGUGUACACAAUGUUCCGUCUCACGCAGCCAUCAGACAUGCAUGCUACUUUCACACAUCUGGAAUUCACAGCACGCGCUUCUGUCAGAGAUGCAAACGAUCUUCUAUUUGAGAUGUAUUUUAGCCUCCAAUGUCACUUUGUCCUUAAGCGGAGAUUUAAGGAGUCAGUCACGUGACUCAUGGAGGACAGUUAGAACUGAUACUUGACAUCUUUGAUAAGACUUGCUGUGAAUUCCUGAGCAGAGAUGAUUCCUGCAGGUCUUUACUGUUAAUACUGUUUAAUCACAUCAAUAUACUGUAUGCGUGUAUGUAUCUAUAAAUGUUUUCUUACUUUGAAUGCUUUUUUUCUGUUAGUUCACUAACAAAAAGGCUGGGAAAAUACAAUCAGUAACAAACUAUUAUACCCGAAAAAAUAAAAUUUACAAGCUUG
Molecule: messenger RNA, 6666 nt
Organism: Gasterosteus aculeatus aculeatus (three-spined stickleback)
Lineage: Eukaryota; Metazoa; Chordata; Actinopteri; Perciformes; Gasterosteidae
Gene: fam13b
Product: family with sequence similarity 13 member B
Biological process (GO): signal transduction
Source: RefSeq, a predicted model, not a curated record